AUGCUCUCUACAAUCGCAUCUAAUCUAUACUUCACGAUAGAGCUAAUUCACAUGUAUAAAGAAUAAAAUCCAGCAGACGAUAUAAUAUCAUAAGCAGAGAAAGAUAACAUGCAAAAAGAGUAUAAUUAUAUUUUUGAACUUUUAUAGUGUUUCCAUUUGCUUUUCAAAAAAUACAAGGGCACUCAUUUUAAUGAGAAAAUUUAGAUGCUUUCCAUUCUUGGAUUUUUUUCUUUUUCAUACCUCUAUAGACUUAUUUUCAACUUAUACUAAGCUUCAAAUUAUGAUUAAAUGUAAUCUUUCUAAAAAAAUCAAAUGACUGGCUAUUCUAUUGUUAUAUUCUUCCUUUUAUUUUUUGGGGAGGAGUUUCCAUUAGCUCUCAUUUUUGUUUUCCAAUACUUAAAUAAUAAGAACAGUAACAAUAGAGUUAAUCAUUAGAAGUAGACAGUAACUAAAGCAAUAGAUUCCUCAGAGCAAUUAGUUAAUAAUUUAGUUGUGAAUGAGAAAGAAAAGUAUGACUAGUCAGACCUUACUCAUAGCUACAUUGGGCAGCCUUAGCCUACACAUUUGGGAAUGAAUACAUUCAGGCAGAACAGUGAAAAUCCAAAUAAUGAAAACUACAUCAGUGGCAGGCCAAACUAAAGAGUGACGAUAAGUAAAGAUAGUUAAUCCUCAAGAGGAGAUCAUAAGAAUUUCUAUUACGAAUAAUAAUCAAGCGCAGACUCAUUACUCAUACCUCACGAGUUUCAAAAGAAGCACAAUUAGUCAUAUUGA
This is a messenger RNA of Stylonychia lemnae, 771 nucleotides long. The record is from the annotation of a GenBank genome assembly. NCBI's taxonomy places the organism in Eukaryota, Ciliophora, Spirotrichea, Sporadotrichida, Oxytrichidae.